Messenger RNA from Rotaria sp. Silwood1, 939 nucleotides. The record is from the annotation of a GenBank genome assembly. Lineage: Eukaryota; Metazoa; Rotifera; Eurotatoria; Philodinida; Philodinidae.
AUGUUAUCAUCUAGUGAAGAAAUAGUUAUAACAUCAGAUGAAUCAUCAUUAUCUUUAGAUCAUGGUGAUCAACAAGAAUUUUCAUCUUUUAAUAAACAUAUUUCAUUAACAAUAGAUAAUAAUUAUAUAAAUGCAUUAAAAAAUUUACAAAUAUCUUAUAAUCAAUUGGAAAGUCGUUAUUUAAAAUCUGUUAAUGAACUUGAAUAUAAAUUUCAUGAACAAUGUUCAUAUUUAUUUCAAAAACGUUCAAAUAUAAUUAAUGGAAUAUAUGAACCAAAUGAUGAUGAAUGUCGAUUAAAAACUGAUUCUAUUGAAUUACUUGAAAGAUCAUCAUUAUCAAAUGAUAGAUUAGGAAUUCCUUCAUUUUGGUUACAAACACUUAAACAAGUACCUAUGAUUGCUGAUAUGAUUGAAGAAUGGGAUGAACCAUUACUUAAAUGUCUUUCUGAUAUUAAACUUCAAUUACAUAAUCAACCAAUAAUUGGUUUUACACUUGAAUUUCAUUUUAAUGAAGAAUCAAAAAAAUUUUUUAAUAAUAUAAUUUUAACAAAAUUUUAUGAACUACAAAUUGAACCUGAUGAUGAAUUACUUUUCUAUGAAGGUACAGCUAUAAUACGUUCAAUAGGAUGUGAAAUUGAUUGGAUUAAUUUAAAAACAAAUGUAACACGAAAUAUUGAUACAGGUGAAUUACAAUCAUCAUUUUUUAAUUUUUUUACAUCAUCAACAAAUAUUGAUGAUUGGAAAUUAGCAACUGAUUUUCAAAUUGGUCAUUAUAUACGUGAAAAUAUUAUUCCAAAAGCAAUACUCUAUUAUACAGGUGAUAUAUUUGAUGAUGAAUAUGAAUUUAGUGAAGAUGAUGAUGAUGAUGAUGAAGUUGAUGAUAGUGAUGAACAACAAUAUUCAUUUAAAGAAGAAACUGGAGAAGGAGAACAUUUAUAA